Molecule: messenger RNA, 741 nt
Organism: Lytechinus variegatus (green sea urchin)
Lineage: Eukaryota; Metazoa; Echinodermata; Echinoidea; Temnopleuroida; Toxopneustidae
Product: glutamate synthase 1 [NADH], chloroplastic-like
Exons: 6
Coding region: 1-741 (246 amino acids)
Molecular function (GO): glutamate synthase activity
Source: RefSeq, a predicted model, not a curated record
AUGGACCAGAAAAUGCGCUGCAAUAUGCCACUAGAACCAGUGUCCGUCACCUUGGACGACUUCUACAAAGCCCAUAUGGAGACCAGGGGCGAAGAGCCCGAGAUCGGUCCUCUGGUCCCAGUCCAGUCCGACCAUCGUCUGGCCAUGUUUGGCUAUAGCGUGGAGCACAUCAACCUGCUUCUCGUUCCGAUGGUGAAGAACAAGAAAGAGCCCCUAGGUUCGAUGGGUAACGAUGCUCCCCUUGCCUGCCUGUCUCAGCGUAAUCCACUGGUCUUUGAGUACUUCAAGCAACUCUUUGCCCAGGUCACCAACCCACCCAUUGACCCCAUCAGGGAAAGCAUUGUCAUGUCACUGGCAUGUCCCAUCGGCCCUGAAGACAACAUCCUAGAGCCAAGUGAGAAGCAGUGCAACCGUCUGUUCUUGGAUGCUCCGAUCUUGACCCUGCAUGAUCUUGAGAUCAUCAAAGACACGUCUCUCCGUACAUGGAAGACCAAGACCAUUGAUACCACAUUCCCAGUAGAAGCCGGAUUUGCAGGACUUGUUCCAGCCAUAGACCGGAUCUGUGCCGAGUGUUCUGAAGCAGCAGACCAGGGCUACACUCUGUUGGUCUUGUCUGACAGAGCUGCCGGUCCAGAAAGAGUGCCACUCUCUGCUAUCCUUGGGAGCAACCCACCACCACCUGAUCAAGACCAGACAACGUCUUCACGUCGGUCUCAUCGUCGAGACCGGGGAGGCCCGUGA